AUGAUGAGUGAAGACAAGGCGAUGGCCAACACGUCGGCCACCACUACGGCGGCCACGGAAUCGUUGGACUCGAAAUCGGUGGACAAACAGCUGAUGAUGGAAAUGUCUGAAUACCGCAACGAUUUCAUCGACUUCUUCCUCAGUGUUUACGGCAAACAGUUUGACAAACGGUUCCGAGAGGUGACCGACGCGUUGGCCGCCGAGACAGAGGCGCCCGAAAAGGCGGACCGAUUUCGGGCGAUACGCGACCAACACAUGAGACAAUGCGAGGCAUCUCUUGAGAAGCGAUUGGACGCCGAGUUCGAGCGACUCUUCGGCGACCAGUCGGUGAUCGACAAACUCUUAACAGACGUAACCGAUAAGCCGGCGGACGACGAGUUGCCCGCCAUUCAGGAGGCCCUCCGCCCUGUGAAGCGGCAGUUUGUGGAUCAGCUCCAGAAUUUGGAGCGACUGAUGACCGAACGGCUCGACUCCAAGACCAACGAGUUGUCCGAAUUGACCGAAUCGGUCGCUCAGGCGUUCACUGAAUACGAGGCCAAACGGAAGUCGCUUCAAAAGAGUGUCUUAAAAAUGGUCAACAAAUUGGAAACAAUCGAAAGCCCAGAAUUGGAUUAGAUUUGUGGGACUCACGAGGAAUGGGACACC
Molecule: messenger RNA, 645 nt
Organism: Medioppia subpectinata
Lineage: Eukaryota; Metazoa; Arthropoda; Arachnida; Sarcoptiformes; Oppiidae
Source: the annotation of a GenBank genome assembly